This is a messenger RNA of Tetranychus urticae (two-spotted spider mite), 2477 nucleotides long. RefSeq lists its product as uncharacterized. Lineage: Eukaryota; Metazoa; Arthropoda; Arachnida; Trombidiformes; Tetranychidae. Gene Ontology annotation, biological process: cell differentiation; positive regulation of transcription by RNA polymerase II; negative regulation of transcription by RNA polymerase II. Gene Ontology annotation, molecular function: RNA polymerase II cis-regulatory region sequence-specific DNA binding; nuclear receptor activity. The record is from RefSeq and is a predicted model, not a curated record.
ACAAUUUUUCAGAGUAAAGAAAUUCAUCUGUGAUUAAUUGAUCUUUAAUGUUUUUUGAUGCUUCAUUUAAGUGUUGAGUUAUUUAUUGGUGUGCAAAAAUGGAUUUAAUUUCAUAUCUUGAAUCAUUAGAUUCACCAACACUGAAUACAGAUUAUGCUUUACAAAGUGACACUUCAGCUGUUCCACCAUUACCUCAGCCUUCAUAUCCGAACGAAACUCUUGCCCUUUUAGACACUUUUUGUUCCGAUGCAGAUACUGUUCAAAGUAACUUACUUGAUAUUGGUGAAUCCAAUAAUCAAAGCAAUGAAGGGCAACAGUUUUUUGAUUCAUCAAUAGAGAAUUGGUUCAGCUCUAAUGAUUGCAACAACCCAUCAGAUAGCUUGUACACUAUUGAAAGCAUAAAUGCGUCAACAUUGGAUACAGAUCAUUCUUCACAAUGUGAUACUUUAGCUGUUCAACCAUUACCUAAGCCUUCAUAUCCAAAACGAAGUCUAGCUCUUUUGAAAGCCUUUUGUUCCGAUGAAAAUACUGUUAAAAUUUAUCUACAAAAUGAUGAUUUGAAUAACUACAACAAUGAAGGACAACAAUUUUUUGCUUCACUAAUAGGAAAUCUUAAUUCUUGCGUUCAAAAUUGGUCAAACUUUACUGACCCAAACAAACCCUCCGAUCGCAUGAGUAUUUUUGAAAACCUAUCUCCAGUUCCAGCUCCUAUCUCAUCUUACUUAUCUACUGAUCCACUGGCCGUCGAGUCUCUUCACCAGCACCACAAUUACAAUGAUAUAAAAUUGAAUUUUAUAUUUCUCAUUAAACGUGGAUACAAAUUGAGCUUGUCAUUAAACACGGAUAAUAGUGAAAUUGAUGAGCCAUGGAAUCCUGAUGUUGGUCAAAAAAUACUGUCUGCUUAUUUUUCUUCAUUGAGUUUGAGGAAUGAAUACUUGUCCAAUGAUGCGAAACUAGAUGGAUUUCAAUCAAUUUUGAUGAAUGAAGCGUGUUCCGCAUUUAAGGGUAGGAAAUGCUUGAACUUAUUUGCAAAUUUGUAUGACAGGACGCGAUCAAAAGCCAGUCCAGAUAAACUUAUUUCAAUAUGUAAUGGAAUUAAAGGAUUCAGAAAAAUUGAAACCAUCGAUAAAAUGAUUCUGUUAUCCAACAUAUAUUAUCAUCUUCACAUUAUGGACGCUGUUAUUAACUACGAUCCGACAAUUGACGGCUGGGAUUAUCCAACAUCUGAUUACAGAUAUGAUCGACGAGACACGUUUCUCUUCAGUCAAUCUUUUCAUGAUGGACUUAAUUACGUAAUCGAAACCUUUCCAGAUCGAUUCAGAAACGAUAUAAAUGCCAAUCUUCUCAUGUAUCUAAUCGUUAUUUUCAAUGCUGACAUAACCGGAUUGAAACAUCCCGAAAUGAUCAGAUAUCAACAAUUCUCAUAUAUUAAUUUACUACGAUGUUACCUGCGAACCGUUUGUGAAUCUGAUUGUGAAGCUUCAGACAAUCAUUACAGGCUGAUGGCUAAAAUUGAACAGUUGAGACUUAUAGCUGCAAAAUCUGAGAAGAAAUUUUUUCUUCUAAUAAAUGAGCCUUUGGUGGAAUCAAUAACAAAAGCUAUUACACUGGAGUACUUAAAAUCCUCCCGCAAAUAUUUCAGCUGAAAUAUAUUGUAAAAAUUGUACAUUAACUCUACCUUUAAGUUUAUUCUGCUUGAUUAAAUCAAGAGAACUAUGAGGAUUAAAAAAAUGGUCUAUUCUCAUUUUUAAACAGAUUCUAAUGCAGUGCUGUAUGCUAAUUUCAUAAAUUAAUUUAUCUUUAAAGUGUGUAGUUUCCAAAAUUAGGAGGAAAAAUUCAGCUUGUACAGUAGCCAAACGAUUUUUGCAUAGAGACUUUAAUCAGUAUUUGGUUAAGAUUAUCAAUUUUUUUCUCAUAUUUCUUGUGAAAUGGACCUUCUAGUAGAGUUUUUUAGUGUUUUGAGUUUGUUUUUUCCCUAGUAUUUUUCUUGUUUUGCGUUCUUCAUGAGACACAAUUGUAAUAGAAGCAAUCAGAAUGAAAUUUCUAUCUGAAAAGUUAGGUCUGAUGGGACCUGUAUUGGGUUCCAUAGGAUUUGUGAAUAACUCUCUAGGUAAUGCGAAUUUUUACCUGAUUUUUACUCUACUUAUCAUAAGCUUUCGAUUGAUAUAUAUAUGUUUAAAACCAUUCUGAAUCAUGGGAUUGGCUAUUGUGCUUUAAAUUUUUACUUAAAAAGAGUUUUAACCUUAACUCAACACAACAGUUGUGAUGUAAGAGUUAUCGAUUUGUAACCUUUUCUUUGCAUUAAAUAAAAACGUUCGCCUCGAACCAACACUUUCAAUAAAUGAAUUUCAGAUAGACACCAGGGCAUCAGCUAAAAAUUAUUCUACGACAGGUAUGCAAACAGUUUCUUGCAAUAUUAUUUGGCAAAAAUAGAGCAGAUUUUAACCUAAUCUACCAUUUUAUCAUUAAGAGAUAAU